GUACUAUAGCAACUGCAGAGGCGGAGGGCUGUGACAAUUCAAGAUGGCGAAGGACCUGGACGAGCUCUUGGAUGAGGUCGAGUCCAAGUUCUGCGGAUCAGACCCCCUGAGACUGGGCAUUGUCGAGCGGCCCAGAGGCUGCGGCGGCGGUGUCCUCAGCAACGACCGGAGCCGAGCCGAGGAGAAAGAGACUCUCAGACCAACAGAAACAUUUAAAAAAGAAGAUGAUCUUGACAGUCUUAUUAAUGAAAUAUUUGAAAAGCCCAACUUUGACAAAAAACACUUUAAAUUAAAGUCUACAUCUUCAGGUAACGCAUCUGUCAGAGCUCCCACUCAAGGCCUUGGUAAAAGUUGCAGCCCAGUGUACCUUGGUGGAAGUGCUGUUCCUUGUGGGAUUGGGACAAAUACUUCACAGAGAGCGUGUGACCAUCUGCGUUGUAUAGCAUGUGAUUUCUGGAUAGUAAGCUACGAUGACCAUAGGUGGGACACAUCAUGCGAUUACCUGUUUUUCAGGAACAAUAUGCCAGAAUUCCACAAAUUGAAAACAAAGUUGGUAAAGAAGAAAGGAACACGGGCCUAUGCCUGCCAGUGCAGCUGGAGAACCAUUGAAGCACUGACUGACCUUCAGAAUGACCAUCAGCUUCGCUGGGUUUGCGGUAAACACUAAGGAUGCAGGCUUUCCACAUUCAGACAGAUGCCUCCAUGAGAGCAGUCUCAGGUCAUGGUCACAACAUUUAGGUAAAGGGACAGAACAAUAUCAUGGAAAAGAGAGGAAAUUUCCUUUCGUGGCUGCGCACAUUUUUGAAGACGAAAUGGACUUGAGAAGAUAAUGUGCUUUAACAGUUUAGAAUUAUUCCUUUUUGCUAGAUGGACAUUUCACUUAAUAAGUAAAGUGUUGAGUUAUCCAAAUACUUCUUUGCUAGCCUCUCUCCUGUUAAAUAGCAGUUUAAUUGUGUAGUUUCAUAUAAAUAUGAACUAUAUCCAUUCAGUUGCAACUGCGGUAUUCCUGACGCUACUACACUUAGCGUAAGCACUCCUUGUUUAUAGCAGUUCAAGGAUAAAGCUGGUGGGUUCAGAGAGGUCAUUGAGGGGUGCAUACAUUACCUCCUCCCGCCAGAUCUGUUGUCACCAAAGGUCAUAAUUUAGAUUUGUCAGAAACCAUGUGAUGAGAGACUGAUUGAAGGGUUUUCAAGAGUAUAGGUAUAUUGUAGGUGAAAACACUGCCUGUGUCUGACCUUACUUCACCAACUCAAAGCAAUAUUAUGUACAGUAAUAAGUAUGCAUUACCAGUCUUAGCUUAUUUCUCCUCCUUUUCAUUUAGCUAUCAAAAGUUAUUUAGUUUGCUGCUUUACCAAAUAUUUAUUUCUAUUUUUAAAAAGUUGUUUUUGAUGCACCUAAAACCACAAGGAAAAAUCCUAAUACAGACAGGGCAUUGUUGGAUUUUUUCAAGGACCUUCUUGCCUUUAAUGCCCUAAAACUCAAUCAAGUAAAAUAAACAGCAAGUUAAGAUAUUUUCUCAGGCAGCCUGUUGAUUUUUCUGGUAGGAUGAGGUUGACAUACUGUUUAUUAGAUGAGUACAUGAAAAGACAAAUAAAGCAUAGCUGAACCAACAGGUAACUAUUAGGCUCCUUCUUGACACCGUGAACAUUUGAGAAAGCCCACAGUGGCAGCACAUUCAGAAAAUCAGUUACUUCGGGAGUUCCCGUUGUGGCGCAGGGGAAAUGAAUCUGAGUAGUAUGCAGGAGGAUGCUUGUUUGGUCCCUGCUGUGCUGUGGCAUAGGCUGGCCUCUGUAACUCCCCAUUCAACCCCUAGCCUGGGAACUUCCAUAUGCCGCAAAUGCGGCCCUAAAAAGCAAAAAAAAAAAAAAAGAAGAAGAAGAAGAAGGGAAACCGGUUACUUCAAAGUGCCAGCUGCCAGCCCCAUGCCGAGAUUCUGGGGGCUUUCCAAUCUGCCGAAAGCUUCUUACUGCAUGUUCUAAUGUAUAGUUCAAAUGUGUGACACAAGGCUUGCAGAAAAGGAGUAAUUGAAGCAAAGUUAUGAUCUGCUUAGUCUCAUGCUGAAUCUGUUCCAGCCACUUUUACUUGAAGAUCUGUCAUUAAAAUCCUUUUCCUAACUGUGACACAUUUGCAUGUGUGUAAAACUUACUCUAAUAAGUCUAGUAUUCCAACAGAACAAGUCUCAUUGUAGCAGAUGCUCAUAUUUUUGUAUGAAGGAUAUAUUUACAGAUUUUAUCUUUCAAUAAAAAAUUUCUACCCCCUCAAAUUCGAUCUCAGUGUAAUGGAAUCAGAAACAGAGGGAUUGAAGUCGCCUCUUUCCAAAAAGUAACAGAACAACAAGAUCCACACAUUUAGAACCUCAUGGAAUGUGGCACAUUUCAUCAGAAUGGUGGGUUUUUUUAAUUUAAAUGAGAAAAUUUACUAAAUUAUGGAUUUGAAAUUUUCUCUAUUAUUAUUUCAUUCUAUGGCCCAUGUUUGGCAUUUCAUAACAUAAUAAUUAUAACUUCCCAAAGUCAGAAAUGUAUAAAUGAGUUCACAUUUUUGUUGGCAAUUUACUUUACAAGCUUUUUAAUAUUGUACAAUUUUUAAUCUAAAGCGUAGAAAAAAUAUUACAUUUAUAUACAAAUGUAUAGAUUAUUACCAGAUGUAAUUCAAGGCAAAAUGCAACUAUUUUAGUAAGAGUUUUAGAAGAAAAAUAAUUUCUAAUCAACUAUAAUUUUAAAAAUGCCAGGUCUAUGAAAUGUUCAAGAUGUUUUGCAUAUUUGUUUUCCUAAUAUUUAUAAUUUUCUACCUUUAGCAAGUAUCUAUUUUUUAUCAAGCCAGAUAGCUACUUUAUUUGAAUUGUAUUGAAGGAUACCCUAAGACCCUUAUCUUGCCUAGAAAUGAAAAAAUAAUAAAUAGCUUUACUCUA
Molecule: messenger RNA, 2908 nt
Organism: Sus scrofa (pig)
Lineage: Eukaryota; Metazoa; Chordata; Mammalia; Artiodactyla; Suidae
Gene: CFAP418
Product: cilia and flagella associated protein 418
Cellular component (GO): cytosol
Source: RefSeq, a predicted model, not a curated record